AGCCAACUGCCGCGAGAGGAAGCCCCGGAGUGUCUGCGCCCAGGCCCAGGGUGGAUUCAGCCCGAAAAGGGGGCGUGCAAGGCUGCGUGGCUCGCCGGUCCGUUCGCCACCAUGAACGUGGUGUUCGCCGUGAAGCAGUACGUUUCCAAAAUGAUCGAGGACAGCGGCCCGGGCAUGAAAGUGCUUCUGAUGGAUAAGGAGACGACUGGUAUCGUGAGCAUGGUGUACACACAGUCCGAGAUCUUGCAGAAGGAAGUGUACCUUUUUGAACGCAUUGAUUCUCCAAGUCGAGAGAUCAUGAAGCACCUGAAAGCAAUUUGUUUUCUUCGCCCUACGAAGGAAAACAUAAAUUAUUUGAUUCAGGAACUUCGAAGACCCAAAUACAGUAUAUACUUUAUUUAUUUCAGUAAUGUGAUCAGCAAGAGUGAUGUGAAGUCUUUAGCUGAAGCUGAUGAACAGGAAGUUGUGGCUGAGGUCCAGGAAUUUUACGGUGAUUAUAUUGCUGUGAAUCCACAUUUGUUUUCCCUUAAUAUUCUGGGUUGCUGCCAGGGUCGAAAUUGGAAUCCAGCUCAGCUCUCCAGAACAACUCAAGGCCUAACAGCUCUCCUCUUAUCUCUAAAGAAAUGUCCUAUGAUUCGUUAUCAGCUGUCAUCAGAAGCAGCCAAGAGACUUGCAGAGUGUGUCAAGCAAGUGAUAACUAAGGAAUAUGAACUAUUUGAAUUCCGUCGCACUGAAGUUCCUCCAUUGCUUCUUAUAUUAGACCGCUCUGAUGAUGCCAUCACUCCAUUGCUAAACCAGUGGACCUAUCAGGCCAUGGUUCAUGAACUUCUGGGCAUAAACAACAAUCGGAUCGAUCUCUCCAGAGUGCCAGGGAUCAGUAAAGACUUACGAGAAGUGGUUCUGUCAGCUGAAAAUGAUGAAUUCUAUGCUAAUAAUAUGUACCUGAACUUUGCAGAGAUUGGUAGCAAUAUAAAGAAUCUCAUGGAGGAUUUUCAAAAGAAGAAACCAAAAGAACAACAAAAACUUGAGUCAAUAGCAGAUAUGAAGGCCUUCGUUGAGAAUUACCCACAGUUCAAGAAGAUGUCUGGGACUGUAUCAAAGCAUGUGACUGUUGUUGGAGAGCUGUCUCGGCUGGUCAGUGAGCGGAGUCUGCUGGAGGUAUCAGAGGUUGAGCAGGAACUGGCCUGUCAAAAUGAUCAUUCUACUGCUCUCCAGAAUAUAAAGAGGGUCUUGCUGAACCCCAAAGUGACCGAGUUUGAUGCUGUACGUCUAGUGAUGCUUUAUGCUCUCCAUUAUGAGCGGCACAGUAACAACAGCCUGCCAGGACUGAUGACAGAUCUCAGGAACAGAGGUGUUUCCGACAAGUACCGAAAGCUCGUGUCUGCAGUUGUUGAAUAUGGUGGCAAAAGGGUCAGAGGAAGUGACCUCUUCAGCCCCAAAGAUGCCAUGUCGAUUACCAAACAAUUCCUCAAAGGACUAAAGGGAGUAGAAAAUGUAUAUACCCAGCACCAGCCUUUCCUACAUGAGACUCUGGACCAGCUCAUCAAAGGGAAGCUGAAGGAGAACCUGUAUCCCUACCUGGGCCCCAGUACACUCAGAGACAGACCCCAAGAUAUUCUUGUAUUUGUAAUUGGAGGAGCCACAUAUGAAGAGGCCCUGACAGUCUAUAACCUGAACCGCACCACCCCUGGGGUGAGGAUUGUGCUAGGAGGAACCACGGUACACAACACAAAAAGACUGGAAAUCUUGGAUUCUGGCCUCUUCCAUGGCUCCUGGUAAAAUUGCUGAAGUUUCCUAGAGGAGGUUCUGGCUUCCGGACUGCACAGCCACGGCAUGGAGAGCACCCCAGUUAUCCCGAAGUCAGCCAGCCGCAGAUGAAGGUGCUGGAACAGCAAAUGGGGUGCAGGGAUCCCCUGCAACCUACAGGCUCUCCCUAUCGACCAGGUGUGUAAGAAGAGCUGCGGGUUCUGCAAACCCGACUCCAUCUCCAGGCAGCUGGGUCCUGGCCUGGCUGCACAGACACAAAGUCGAACAGAGCUGAAGAUGGGUCUGGGCCUGACCCAAUCCACUCUCUUCAACAAUCUCUGUCACUGAGUAAAUGCAUGCCUGGUGCAUUCAGUGUACAGCCUCACCAGUACACCGAAUGAUGAAUUCUGUUAGGAUCUGGCUUGAGAAAAUAAUAAAGUGUUUUCAGAGUCUAGGGAAGUCUGAGAAAGCAGUCAUUUGGAGUACUGACUAAAGCUUCUCUCGAUCCCUUUCUCUCUUCCUCACCACAUUCCUGUACAUCUCAUUUUUGAAUACUUGUUGUGUUUCUUCAGAGAGCCACUAAAAUGCUGCUUGUCACUCCAGUGUCAUUUUCCGUGGCCUCAAGGAGCCAUAUAUGAUGACAAUAAACAUUUUGUGAAAAGA
This is a messenger RNA of Suncus etruscus (white-toothed pygmy shrew), 2409 nucleotides long. It is a transcript of the gene VPS45, whose product is annotated as vacuolar protein sorting 45 homolog. The record is from RefSeq and is a predicted model, not a curated record. Gene Ontology annotation, biological process: vesicle-mediated transport; intracellular protein transport. The transcript is spliced from 16 exons. Gene Ontology annotation, cellular component: Golgi membrane. NCBI's taxonomy places the organism in Eukaryota, Metazoa, Chordata, Mammalia, Eulipotyphla, Soricidae. The coding region runs from base 112 to 1779 and encodes 555 amino acids.